Molecule: messenger RNA, 1588 nt
Organism: Coffea arabica (coffee)
Lineage: Eukaryota; Viridiplantae; Streptophyta; Magnoliopsida; Gentianales; Rubiaceae
Product: nicotinamide adenine dinucleotide transporter 1, chloroplastic
Biological process (GO): nucleotide transport; transmembrane transport
Source: RefSeq, a predicted model, not a curated record
CUUUUCUUCGUUCUACCUUUUUAUCCCGAGUGUCAAACACGUCCUAAGGACUUCAGAUCAACGCAACAGCCCCCUUUCCCAAUUUAAAAAAUAAAAAAUAUAUAUAUGAUUAAAAAUAGCAGUAUAUGAGUAUAAAUAGAUAUACUCUGUAGUAGUAUCAAUAAUUUUGCCUGUAACUUAUGUAAUUCUAUAAAAAUUGGGAUCAAAUUAGAAAGUUUAGAUUUUUAAAAAGGCAUCGAUCAGGAUGUCCAGCGCCGCCGGCGGCGGCGGCUACUGUCGGAGCUAUAGAGAGAUCACAUGGGACGCCGGCGCCGGUGCCGCUGCAGGUGCAAUAGCUGCCACAUUUGUAUGUCCAUUGGAUGUAAUUAAAACAAGAUUGCAAGUUUAUGGAUUGCCUGAAAUGGCUCGUUCUGGUCAUAGAGGCAGUGUCAUUAUUACAAGCCUACAAAAUAUAGUACGAAAUGAAGGUUUCCGGGGAUUGUAUCGGGGCCUUUCACCCACAUUAGCCGCAUUACUUCCAAAUUGGGCAGUAUACUUCUCUGUUUACGGACAUCUCAAAAGCCUGUUGCAUUCACAUGUGGAUAGCAGUGGUCAGUCAACAAUUGCUGCAAAUGUGAUUGCUGCUUCUGGUGCUGGGGCUGCAACAGCUGUUGCAGCAAAUCCCUUGUGGGUUGUUAAGACCCGACUCCAGACACAGAGAAUGAGGCAGGGUGUGGUUCCUUACCAUGGCAUAUUAUCUGCUUUGAGACGAAUAGCACAUGAAGAAGGAAUUCGAGGAUGGUACAGUGGCCUUCUUCCAUCUUUAGCUGGGAUAAGUCACGUGGCAAUCCAAUUUCCGGCAUAUGAACAUUUGAAGGCCUACUUGGCAAAAAGGAAUAGCAAAAAAAUCAAUGAGCUGAGACCUGGGGAGGUUGCAAUUGCCUCUUCAAUGUCUAAAGUUGUUGCCUCUUUAAUGACUUACCCACAUGAGGUUGUGCGUUCCAGGCUGCAAGAGCAAGGCCGACUAAGGAACCCUGAGAUCCAUUAUGCAGGUGUUAUAGAUUGCAUUAAGAAGAUUUUCCUUAGAGAGGGUCUUCCUGGGUUUUACCGUGGCUGUGCAACUAAUCUUUUGAGAACAACUCCAUCUGCGGUUAUUACUUUUACAUCUUAUGAAAUGAUACAUAGAUUUUUGCAGAGUGCUAUUCCUCCAGCAGAGAGGCGUUCAAAAGCACAACCUAAACCUGAUAGCAAUAUUGAUUCCCAGAAUAGUACUGCAGGAAAUGAAGCUAAGAGCAGUGUUUCAGAUCAAUCUCAAAAUACAUCUAACCAAAGAACUUUUAUUCCUUUGGCAACUCCUGACAAGCUAACAACUAGACAGUGAUUAUAACCUCUUUAAAACCGAGGUUCCACAAAAUUAAGUGGGUUUUUGUUGUUAUUUAUAGGGAGAUCACUACGAGAAGUGAUCUCGUUUUUGUACUUCUCAGCUAGUUACCGCAAGAGCUUGUUUGUUGUAUUUGUUUGGUGGCUUCGUCUUCUUUCGUGUAAAUUUUCCUUUUUGUUGGAGGAUUCCAAGUUCCAAUACGAAAAAAAAUGGAUUUAUUUUUUCUUG